Molecule: messenger RNA, 8019 nt
Organism: Marmota monax (woodchuck)
Lineage: Eukaryota; Metazoa; Chordata; Mammalia; Rodentia; Sciuridae
Gene: Fam124b
Product: family with sequence similarity 124 member B
Exons: 2
Coding region: 4059-5420 (453 amino acids)
Cellular component (GO): nucleoplasm
Source: RefSeq, a predicted model, not a curated record
GAGUAGCUGGGAUGGUGAAACACAGGUUAACCAGAGGGGCCUAGCCCAUGAGGCAUGCGUCUAGGCCUUGGGAAUAACUCUCAUGUCCUUGUCUUCCUUUUUCCUUUUCUGUGUCAUGAACCUCGAAAGCUCUUGCCUCAAUAGCUACAGAUGCUGGGUCUUGCUUUCCUUAGGAGUGGUGGGGAACACGGUCCCCAACUCAGAAAUACAAGCUGUGCCAGCAGCCAGCCACGUGGUGUUGGGAAAGUCCCGCAACCUCCCUGGGAUUCUUACUGCUGAGGAGAUGCCCAGGGUCCCCAUCCAUGACAGAGCCAUUUGGGGCCUACUCUGCAGUGCGGAUUACAGGCUGCUGUCGGGUGUCAGGGACUGAAAAAUGAGCCCCUCCCAGUCUUACUCCAGUUCUACCUCAGCUCUAUGGUGCCUGAUCUCUCCUGCACAGAAAUGGAGAAGCAGAUGGAGCAUCAGAGUUAAAGUCCUCUUGGGAACAAGAAAAACUGAGGCUUGUGUGGCUCUGAGGUCUGCUUAGUGACAGCCGCUUCUUUUGAGUUAGCCUAAUUCAGAAAGUAUAGUAAGUCCCAGAUGUUAUCCUGAAACACUAAGUGACAAAGUCUGCCCAGCCAGAGCCAUGGCCUCAAAUCCUUGAGCCUAAGACAUAAGCUCCCACACAGGGUUAAUACCCUAGGUACCUCUUCAAUGUCACUUGUCCCCAGAGUCCUCCUGGUGUCCCAUCCUCUUCCCUCCUACUCCCACUGUGUAUUUUCUUCCUGGGUAACUAGUUGAUUCCCAUGGCCACUUCGAGGCCAGAGCUUCUCCAGCUCAUAUCUCUGAUCUGCUGCUCCCCCAGACAUUGUGUGGGAAAGGGCUGCUGGGUGUCUUCACCCGGGUGUCCCUGACGUCCACUGACCAGGUCUACACUGCAGCCCUCAUCCUCACCCAGAGUCUCAUAGGUACCACUCUGGGAGGCCUCCUGGACACAUUCUGCCCACGUUCCCCCCAGGCAACAAGCCCGCCCUUGGCUUCUCUUGUCCCUCCUGUCCAUGGUUCCUCAAAGCACUGCCUCUUUUUCCAAGCCGAGUCCCCUGUGGUUCUGUUCAUGUUACAAUAAAGCCCCAGCCCUUCCUGGUGGCAUGGGAGGCUCUUCCUGACCAGCCCACUGGCUGCUUUCCAGCCUCUCCCGCCUGCCCCCCUCUGUGCCCCCCUCCAGCCAUCUUGAGCUGCUUGCAGCUCCUUCACAGGCUUGUGGUCCUGAGGGUCCUGUUCCCAUCAGCCUCCUCUCUCCCUGGUGCCAACCUGAGCUCCUUCCCUGUCUGAUGCCAUACACUUGUCAGGACUUAAGCAGCAUCUCUUUUCCUCCAGGCUGCCUAGUGGCUCUCAUCUAGGUGGCUCCAUGGCACGCUGCAGUGCCCUCGAUCACUGCACUGAUGACAUUGUUUUAGGUGCUUCUCCAAAGUGCACUGUCUGCACAGUGCCUGGCUUUCAAGAUGUGGGAUGAAUAGACAUAAGCUGUACAUUAAAAAUGAAAAGAAAGUUUCUCAAAGUUUUCUUGGGGGCUAGGGUUGGGACUAUCAGGGUUUUAACAUAUUACACUGUGUUUAUGAGACUUGCAGAAGGGACCAAUUUUCAAUGAAUUCCAUGGGUCUUCACAAAUCCUCAUAACUAGCUGGUUUCUUCGAUUUCCUUUGACUACUUGUCACCAGCAUCCCCACUUUGCUGAAGAGUGGGCCACCUGGAACUGACGCCUGGUGAAACCUGGACGUCGUUACCAAAUUUAGGGGAAAAAAAGGUGGAGAACCACAUGUCAGCUUCCCAGAUGCUGAGGACCAAAGUGGAUGGUUCCCCUGAGACUUUUUGUCUGGGCCUUCCACAGAAGCCUCGUGCAAAAUUUAAGAUCUUGGUGGAGCACAGCUGAGAAUCUGGCAUUUGCAGUGGGCAGUGGGGGUGACAAUGACGUGAGAGUCCGUAUUUCAUGUUCUGUUCCUGGAGAAUUCACUGCAGAGACAGCCUGCCCCCCACCCCUGCAAGUUCUUAACAUUUUUGAUGCCAACAAAUUAAUGAAAUUUUAAAUCCUGACCAAAAUGAUAACCCCAAGAGGGAUAAAAAUGUUUUUUGGCAUUGGAUAAAACUUUCCUAUGUAAGAGCUCAAAUAUUUGCCUUAUACGACAUGUUUUGUCUCAGGGGUAUAAAGUUUCUCCUCUAAUCUCUAGAAUUAUUUCCAUUAUUUCCAAAAUUUCAAAACCUGUUUUAAAAAAUCAUGGUUUUAUCUAAAGUGACCCAACAUAGUUAGCUCUGUAAACAGAAGGACAGGAGAAAGAAGAGGGGUUUAUAUCCAGGGAUGAGAAGGUUAUUAUAUUUAAAUGCCAGCAUGUGACAUUUAUUAAGAGUUGAAAAAAAAUCUCAAGAGCUAUAACACCUUAAAAAAUACUCUAAUGAUUUUUUUUUUGAAAUUUGAAGCAAAGUGAAGUUAUUUACUGAGUUGUUCAUGGUAAUUAAGAAGCAAUUUAUCUGUUGUAAGCUAUAUUUAUGUAUUUUUCCAAUGAAGAAAGCAUGAGAAUUAUGAAAUUCAAAUGAUUAACAUCAUAUAUAGAUUUAAAAGCAAAUCUGAAUAGAAAUUAUUUCUGUCCUUGGAUGACAAUUUUUCACUUUAAAGUUGGUUAUUGUACUACUAAAGGAAUCCACCUAUAUAAAAUCAAAGUUGGAACAAGUUACAGUUUUAAUCUGAAAAGUUUCUUAAUUUUUAAAAGGCAAAGUCACACUGUGUUCCAUUAUGGUGUUAAUAAAUUGCUUUUUAAAAAGAAUUACAUUUAGAAAAAUGUGCCUGUCCACACCUUUUAAGAAGCACAGCUAUUAGAAUAGCAAAUGAUUUUUGAAUUACUAUUUAGGACACAUUAGCAGAUUGUGUUCAAAGCUUGACAACACUCUGAUGGAGGACCAUUCAAUUUUAGAUUCGCAACUCACAGUCUCCCACAAAUGUGUCAACUAGAAAUUGCUGAGACACCCUUUCCCUGCCAGUAGGAAGAAAAUCUGGGCUGGACCUUCUGGGCCCCAGAAGGGCAGUACAGGAUGUGGACCUCUAGGUUCCUGGGUUCAAAUCUUCCUAUGGCCACUUCUUAGCUGAGAGAUUGUAAGCCAGUUACUCGGUUUUUCUAUGUCCCAAUUUCUUCAUCAGCAACUGGGGACUAAUGUUCCCUUCUUUUUAAGUUUGUAGGGUGAUUAAAUCAAUUGAUACGAAGUGUUUAUGAUUGCACUUAGUAGAUCCUCAAGAGAUAGAAGCAAUUACUAUUGUUGAUUUGUAAAUCUCUUUCCAAGGAAUUUGUAUGAAUCAAGGGUUAUUUUGUUGUUUGAUAUCUUCUUAGUACAUUCAGACUCUUCUGUAGAGCAAACACUUAUUUUUUUAUUUAGAUAAAAUAUUUUUCUCUCCGAGUCCUAGCAUAAAAAGUUCAAAAACAAAAUAAAAAAGACAAAGGGGUGGGGGGGAACUGGCAAGGGUUCAAGUUUUGAGAAUUGUUUUAAAGAAGUCAUUGUAUUCAGGUGGCCUGGCAGGCUACUGUAAACACCAGGAGAUGUGAGUAGGAAGUCAGAGCCAUUGUGGCUCAAUCAAGUGAAUGUCUUUUCAACUAAACAGAUGGCUAUCAGGCUACCAGGGCUGACUCGGUUCCUUUCUGCCUGGUCAUUUCCUUUGCCGAGUAUCUGCAAGAACCACCCAUUCGGGUGGUUCUCAGGAUUAUAGGUUUUUAGGUCAAACAGAAACCCUGGGGAAUGCCUGAAAGAGCCAAAUGAGCAGUUGCAUGCUGCGCAGGCCGGGUGACGUGGAGCCACUGAUGUAGUGUGUAGCGGAGGCUCCUGAGUCCAUAACCAUGUGACAUUCCCUCCCUGUGCAUCCACGGGCAGCCGAACGUGUGCUCUCUGCCUGGGGGCCGAGUUCUGAAGGAACUGUUGGAGCUGAAGGUUUUGUGGUGGGCAAAGGCUCUGUGUGAGACACCAGGGUGGCCUCACCGGCUCCUUCAUUGACCUCAGAAGUCUGAGCAGUGGCCUGCACGCUUGCUUUGCUUUGCUCCACCAUGGAUGAGACACAGGAGCCACUGGCCAUGACCGUACACCUCCUUGCUGACUCUGGGCAUGGCUUGCUUCUGCAGCAGGCUCUGGACCAGCUCCUGGAUUGCAUCUGCCCAGGGAUGCGCCUCUUCCUGGUGUCAGAGCGCGUCCGACCAGUGAAAUACUACGAGAGGCACCACCCGAGGCGGUCCAGGUUCCCGGGGAUGUCUGUGCUGCUCUUCCUGCAUGAAAGCCGUGGAGAGGAGCGCCUGCUUCGCGUCCUGGACUCCCUGCAGCGUCCACCCUGGCAGUGCUACCCUACGCAAGAUGUGCAGGGGAGACUUCGUCCCUACCUCCUUGCAAAUCAGGAGUUCUACAGCUUGGACAACCAGAUGCCUGUCUGGGGCGUCAGGCAGGUGCACUGUGGCACUGAGAUCCUGAGGGUGACACUGUACUGCAGUUUUGACAACUACGAAGAUGCCAUCAGACUCUAUGAGAUGAUCCUGCAGAGAGAGGCCACUUUGCAAAAGAGCAACUUCUGCUUCUUUGGGCUCUACACCACUGAGAACUUGGCUCUGCAGCUCUCCCUGAAGCAGCUACCCCUGGGAACUUCGGUGGACCCCAAAGAGUCUUGCGUGCUGCAGUUCAAGGUUCAAGAGAUCGGCCAGCUGGUGCCUCUUCUACCCAACCCGUGUGUUCCCAUCAGCAGCACCAGGUGGCAGACGCAGGACUAUGAUGGUAACAAGAUUCUGCUGCAGGUCCAGUUGAAUCCAGAACCUGGUGUUAGGAACCGCGAACUUUCUUUUCUGAGUGCCACCUUGGAUUCUGGCUUGCUCCAUCAGAGCUCCAGGCUGACCCCUGUCCCUGCACAGAGAACCCUGGAACCAAGGAGCCAGAGGAUCCGGGGCAGGAGGUUCAAGGUGCGUUCUCUGGAGUUCCCUGAGCCCAGUGGGGCAUCAGACAGCUCUAGCGCCACUUCAUGGAAAAGCCCUGGUUGGUCAUCCCCCGCCAGCAGCUCUGUCACAAGCACCCAGCUUCAUCCUCCACUUGAGCCCAGGGUCAGAAUGAAGGUCCUCCGGGAAAACAGCCUUCAGAAGCUGGAGGCAGAGACCAAUGUUGACACGGGCUUCACCAUCAUCAAUUCUGAGCCGAGGCAAUCUUUUCUGAGCAGAUUUCCAAGGGAUUUAUGGAUUACCCAGCCAUUAUCCUGCUUGCCAGACUCUUCUUUAGAGGGGGCUACCUCUAAAAACAAGGGCAUUCUUAGGGAAAGAAUCCAUCCCUUGUCACUUGCUAGCCAAGGGGACUUUGGUACAAGGAAGAUAAUCUCAAGAUGUUCCCUUCAUCUGCCAGUCCAAGGAGGAGAAAAAGAAGAAGAAUUCUUUAUAUAGCAUAAAACAAAUGUGUUGUUUAAAACUACAAAAUCAGAUAGAACAUUCUAGAAAUGGAUCACUGACCCAGAAUUGUCUUGUUUCUUGUUCAUCUGAGGGCACCUGCAUGCUAUCCACAUACAGAUCUGUAUUGCUUUCAUUUCAAAUUUUCAGCUUCUGCAGGUUUCAGGAGUGAUUGUUGGUUUGCUGUCCCAGUCAUAAAGGAACACAUACAAGUACAGGGAGAAAGCUGGAUGCUCAUGAUCCCUGGAGGCUCACUGACCCAGCUGCCUGUGUUGAGUUCAGCAAUUAUCAGGAUAACUGCAUUGUAUGCAAAUGAAUCGGAAAUGUUAUGCAAAGCUGAUUAGUGUAUGUAAUUUGGUUAUAAUUUUUUCUUGAGUUACAUAGCUCAUCUCCCUGGAUAGCAUGGACUAUUUAUUCUUUAGUGCUUUUUAAUUUUUAUGUGACCUCCUUUGGUAACUAGGCCCUUGUUCACCACAUACCCUCUUGUGAUUUUGCCUUUAAAGUUAUUUGCAUCUGGAAUGAGUGAAUAUGCAAAGUAUUUUGAAAAUUACAAGCAACAUUUCCCCUCUCUUUAAUGAGCAGAAACCCUGGAAGUUAGAAAAAUCAGGUUAAAAAUCAAUGCUAGAUGCUAAGGUUUUCCUGGUCUUUGGAGUAUCAUUUGUUUUUGCCCUACUCUGAAGAGGUCAGCUGCUUGUUUUUUUUUUUUUUUAAACAAACCAAGGAAGACAUAGGAUUAUUGGAUAAUUUGAGAUCUCCAUGGAGCAAGGUGGGAAGAUUGGAUUGGCUGGGUCACUGGAGCAGAACUUUGUUGUUUCUGGCCAUUUUUUAAUCCUUAAAGUCCUUUAUGAUACACAUCAUUCAUUUAUAUAUUCACUCCACAAAUAUUUAUUGAACACUGUGUUUGAAUAAGACAUCAUAUAUCUGGUACAUACACAUUCUGUGACCAUCAAGCCCCCAAAGUGGUUAUAAACCCAUUCUACCAGCUUUUAGAAAGAUGUUGAUAUCCAAACCUGCUCCUCCAAGAGCUUCUCUCACAAUCGAGGCACACACUUGCCACACAAAUUUGUAGUAAGUAUUCACAACUUGCGGAUGGAGACUGGGAAUAUUGUGAAUUGCAAUUAUAAUUCCAAAGGAAAAGCUCUCCAUUGCUUAUGUGCUGGGUUAUUUGUGUUAAGGUUUGUGCACAUGUCUAAAAAAAAUCUGGGAUUUUGUAUUUUAGUUAAUUUAUAGGGUUAUUUGGCUCUAUGAACUUCAUUUUCCAGGAUGGAUAUUACAUAAGAAUAUAAAUAUUGAUUUUUUUUCAGUGCAGGAUAUCAAACCCAGGUCCUUGCCCAUGCAAGGCAAGCACUCUAUCACUGAGCUACAUCCCCAGGCGUGAGCUGGAUCUUUUAAAGUCCUGGAAACUCAGUACACCCAACUUGAGAGAAAGAUGAGCUCAGGCCUAACCCCCCAAAACAGUAGAAGCCUGGACAGUUGAAAAUGGUCAAAACCAAGACUUUUAAGUGGACUUUUUCUGUCUUUAAGGUGUCAGUGUACUGCCUCAUUCUCAUGAUCUCUCUUCUCCAGAUUAAAAUUUUAUCUUAGAAAAUAGAAUGAAGAACUUCAUUUUGGUAUUGAUAUAUCAUGAGUUUUUUUUUUCCUUUUGAAAGUCUUAUACUAGUUGAGCUAUUGAGCUACCAUGAAAAACAUAGCAAGGAGAAGUUUUAAAACUUCCUUCCCACUUUUUCCCCCCUGAAAUUAUUUAAAUUUCUUUAAUAUAAUACACGGGUAAGAAUAUAAGUACAUGGAAAUGAUAAAGAAUAUUUAGAAAUUUGAAUGGGUACCUAACAAAAUUGGCUUGUAAAAUAAUAAAUUCUUAAGAUAACAUCUACUCUAUUCUGCUCAGUGUAGGAUCUAAUUUAUGGAAUGAUGGGGGUGGAAAUACCAGUAGAUCAGGUUGCAGAUGGGCAGAUUUUAAACUUCCUAUUUAUGAGACCUUGAACAUGUCAGGUUCAUUGAUCCUUUAGUGCUUUAUCUAUUGUAACAAAAGCUGUUUGGAGAAUUGAGAUGAUGUAUAUGAGAGCAUUAAGAUGUCAGUAGCCCCUAUAAAUGUGUUUUUUUGUUAUUAUAUUUUAUUUUAUAUUAUAUUGUGUAUGAUAUUAUUAAUACAAUUGAUUGGUCCUUUAUACCCACAGUUUAAAAAUCUCAUAAGAACAAUUUUUAAAAAAAAAAAAAUCAGGCAGUUUUUAGUAAAAUCAGUGAGUCAAUAAAAAGGAAAUUUACCUUUCUAAGGUUUUUACUACAUGCGUGAUUUAUUUUUUAAUCUGUCUCCUAUAGGAGGAUUAUGUAUAGCAAAUAAUCAACUAUAUCCUAGAGUUCAGUAGAGAUGGUAUGCAAUAAGACUAGGCCUUGGACUAACUUAAUUCAAUUCAACAAAUUAGUCAGACCUGCCUGUAACUAUGCUUCUUCCCUAAAAUGUAAAAUAUAUCAUUUUUAAAAUGAGAGAGUUACCUAAUCCGAAUAUUCUAUUUUUCUUUUCAGGUAAAUUAACAAACAGUGGCAGCAGUUUUCUUGCUACUUUUAACCUUAUUAAAAGUAUUUCACAGUUUUUUUGCAA